Messenger RNA from Paraglomus occultum, 1068 nucleotides. The record is from the annotation of a GenBank genome assembly. NCBI's taxonomy places the organism in Eukaryota, Fungi, Glomeromycota, Glomeromycetes, Paraglomerales, Paraglomeraceae.
AUGUCUAUUGGUAUUCCAACAGCCGCUUUCCGUGAAAUCAUCGAAUACAUCCAUCGCGAUCCGCAAUGGGACACCAUCCUCAGGGCAUGCAUGCUAGUGAACAAAGCUUGGGCGAACAUCGUAAUACCUGUUUACUGGAGGACACCUUUCAAAAAGAGUGCAACAGUCAACGGCGAAAUAAUGAAAUCAUCGACCCUAAUUCGGUUACUUAACGAAGAAGAAAGAUCAGAAAUUCGAUUUCAAUUGCCUCCGAUGUGGUUGUCUACCGUGCUUCCUUAUCCUUACUUUAUAAAGGAACUUGAUCUGUAUGCCAUGUUCGAGUCUGUUGGAGCUUGGGUUGAUAGCACUAAAACCGCACCUAUUGCUGACAGUAGUGUAUCCAUGGAUUUGUUUCUUUCUAAUCAGAUGAAUCAAAUAAUACAGGCGCUAUUGAAGAUGUUUGAUCGGUAUUCGGCAAGGUUGAACGUGCUCAGUUUGAUUAUGAAGUAUAGCAGGCAGUAUUACUUUAGGGCUGCUGAUGCGAUUGCGUUGUUUUGUGACAAAAAUGAAACGUUGGUUUCCGAUACGAAUAAGAUAGUUAUUGAUGGAGAAUGUAGAGACAAUGAGUUAUACAAAGCUUUAGCAAAAACAUGUCGGCGCGUGGUAGGUAAAUUGAAGACUGGUGCUAUAUUGUUUGCAAUGGCCGAUGAUCUAAUUGAUCAACUGUUUAUAGGAACAUCUCUCUAUAACAGUGGACAGUAUAACAGGAGACUUGACAAAGUGUCACAACCUCUCACUUCUAAUUUCUGCACAACAAUCCUUGCUAUUUCGGAUCAGUCAAAGACUCUAUCCUAUGUGCGGUUUGAUGGCUUUGAUUUCACCCACUCGGAGCCACUUCAUAAAUUAGCGUUGUGCAGAAAUCUGAAGAAACUGGUAUUUAUAAACUGUCAAGGGUUAAAUUCUAUAAUGAUUUUCCCCUUAACCGUUGCCGACUUUCCAGUGUUAAAAGAAGUCGUUGUCGAGAAUAGCGAGCAUGGGAUGUUACAAGGAUGGGCAAGAGGAAUUAAUGCUAGAUCAAGAAGGCUAUGA